Messenger RNA from Helicoverpa zea (corn earworm), 2002 nucleotides. It is a transcript of the gene Ser-4, whose product is annotated as 5-hydroxytryptamine receptor. Gene Ontology annotation, molecular function: G protein-coupled amine receptor activity. The record is from RefSeq and is a predicted model, not a curated record. Bases 489 to 1835 code for a protein of 448 amino acids. Lineage: Eukaryota; Metazoa; Arthropoda; Insecta; Lepidoptera; Noctuidae. The transcript is spliced from 5 exons. Gene Ontology annotation, biological process: adenylate cyclase-activating adrenergic receptor signaling pathway. Gene Ontology annotation, cellular component: membrane.
CGCGCCGCCGCUCGCGCGCGCGACUUGCCGCACGUACUAUCUGUUGCGCGCCGAGCGCGGUGGACGCGCUACGAACGCGCCGCACGCGACCCUACCGCCCGCCCUUCACGCAACCGUAAACAAAUUACUACGUAUCCCAAUGCUCCUUACGCUUCUGUGAAACCCCACUUUGUUUCCACUUCGACUUAUGUGAUUGAGUUUUUGUGACUUUUACGUCUGUCAGUGAUAAGUGCCGACUAGGGGUAAACGGCCCGUCUGCCGCCCACGGACUGUAGUAGUGCUGUAGUAACCGCGCCAGACUUGCCCACUGGGUGAUGCACCGACUCAUAACACUAGUCAACGACUUCGGCAACUCGUAAACACUACUAUUACACUAAGAUUGGAACGUAAGCAAUAAACUACAAUUAAUGAUGGUGGACCGUGAUUUGAGCAGUAUCCUCCGAAAAUACAACACGAACAUAUGCGCGGUGGAGUCUCGGUGAGAGGGCAUGGAGGGCGCGGACGGCCGCGAUGAGCUGCUGGAAUGGGAGGCGUUGUACCUGCGCCUGCCGCUGCAGAACUCGACGUGGAACGCCACGGAGUGGGACCCUGCCACAUGGAACGUCACCGUGGUGCCCAACGCCACCUGGUGGGAGGCUGCCGCGCCCUUCGACUCGCCGGCCGCGCUGGUCCGCGCCGCCGCCAAGGCUGUUGUACUCGGACUACUGAUUCUCGCCACUGUAGUCGGAAAUGUAUUCGUGAUAGCAGCAAUAUUGUUGGAGAGGCACCUGCGCAGCGCUGCGAACCAGCUGAUCUUAUCACUGGCGGUGGCGGACUUGCUGGUGGCGUGCCUGGUGAUGCCGCUGGGGGCUGUGUACGAGGUGGCGCAGCGCUGGACGCUGGGCCCCGAGCUCUGCGACAUGUGGACCUCCGGAGACGUGCUGUGCUGCACCGCCUCCAUACUGCAUCUCGUUGCUAUUGCACUUGACAGGUACUGGGCUGUGACAAACAUCGAUUAUAUCCACGCAAGAACCGCUCGCCGGGUGGGCCUCAUGAUUGCUUGCGUGUGGGUUGUAAGCUUCCUGGUGUGUAUCGCACCUCUGCUGGGAUGGAAGGAUCCCGACUGGGAUCGGAGAGUCUCAGAAGACCUACGCUGCGUUGUCAGUCAGGACGUAGGUUAUCAAAUUUUUGCGACAGCAUCGUCGUUCUACGUGCCAGUUCUCGUAAUAUUAAUAUUGUACUGGCGGAUAUAUCAAACUGCUAGAAAAAGAAUACGUCGACGGCGAGGGGCGACGGCGCGCGGCGGAGUGGGACCUCCGCCCGUGCCGGCCGGCGGAGCGCUGGUCGCAGCCGGCGGCAGUGGCGGGAUCGCAGCCGCCGUCGUCGCGGUCAUAGGACGACCCCUGCCGACUAUAUCCGAAACGACUACUACGGGAUUCACAAAUGUAUCUUCGAAUAAUACGAGCCCCGAGAAACAGUCGUGCGCCAACGGCCUCGAGGCAGACCCACCGACGACGGGCUACGGCGCCGUAGCCGCCGCCUACUACCCGACGCUAGUGCGGCGCAAACCCAAAGAGGCCGCGGACUCCAAGCGUGAGAGGAAAGCGGCGAAAACAUUGGCAAUAAUAACCGGCGCGUUCGUAGCGUGUUGGCUUCCCUUCUUCGUAUUGGCGAUUCUGGUGCCGACGUGUGACUGCGAAGUGAGCCCCGUGCUGACAUCGUUCUCGCUGUGGCUGGGCUACUUCAACUCGACGCUGAACCCGAUCAUCUACACGGUGUUCAGCCCGGAGUUCCGGCACGCAUUCCAGCGGCUGCUGUGCGGGCGGCGCGCGCGUCGCCGGCGCGCCCCGCCGUAGCCUCUCCCUCCCCUCGCCCCUACCCGACUGACCUCGUCUAGUUCGAAACAUACUUAUGUUACCUUGUUACAUUUUCAGAGAUAUAUUUACACCCCUUUAUUUUUUGUACGUGAUGAAUGUGAAUACGAAAACCUGUCUAGUAAAUAAAUCACAAAUUCUCUUUACAA